AUGUCUGGCGGUGCUGGCAAGUCUUUGCAGAAAGACAUGCCAAGCAGGGCAUGGAGCCUCGAAACCCUUCGUGUGGGUUUGGACACUCUGGAGCUUCAGCAGGUCAAGGAAGAGGAAGUCGAGCGCCUCCUCGCAACCGAAAUGAAUCAGGAAAUGCAGAAGCGCACGAUUCACACGCCAUCCAAAGUGGCAGAACCCAGCCCGAAUGUAGCACCGCUGAAGAAGACCAAGAUGGCUGUGGCUUCACCCCUGAAGCCCAUGCAGCUGAGCUUCAGCCCAGCCGGUGGCAAAGCCGCCGCUUCCGCCUCUGCCUCCGGUGCAAAUGAUUACGAUGAUGUUCCGGAGACAUACGUAGAGGGUUCGGAUGUCUACACCAUUACGGAAGUUCCGGAGUUCGGUGCUGCAGGUCCUGCUGGGGAUCCCUACACAGUUCCGUGGCUCUCCGAACCCGAAAUCCCGGAAGGUGAAAUGCGAGACCGCCUCAAGGAGGCCCUUGGCGAAGCGGCUGUUCUCAACCCUUACUCCGAAGAGUACAUGUACCGGACCAAAGGCAAGGCAGCAUCCACGGAUGCCCUGUCGGAUGCUGUGUCCACGGCCACCGCUUCCUCGGAGUAUGAAGCCCGCUACAAGGCCUUGCAGGACAUCCUCAAGGACAAAGAUGCUCAAAUCGCAACGUUGAUUCAAGAGCUGGCCGACGCGAAGGAGCUGAUCCGGAAGAGUGUUCGGGCUGAUGCGGUCGAGACGAUCGAGGAUUCGGCUGCUGAGGGGGCUGUGGUUGAGGGGGCUGCGGUGGCCCCGGUGACGAGUGCUGCUGCAAAGCAGCGCUUGCGCAGGAUGUGCGAGCGCCGAGCAGACGGGACGAUGCAAGUGCCCCAAGACAUACACGAUCAGUGGAAGGCUGGUGGAGCUUCCCGGGAGCGCCUCUUGAAAAUCUGGGUCGGGUCGGGCUUCAACAAGGACUCAUUCAUCCGCACCGUCACCCAUGAGACCAAGAAGAGCAAGGAGCUUAAGAUUUCGGUGACGGGGGACUUCUACUCCGAGGAGGAGAUGAAGGAAGAGCUCCAGUUGAGCAAGUUGCCGGUGCUGCAUAAGCCUCGCAUCGAUGAAAUCAAGGCUUGGUGCGAGAAGAACCCCAGCUUCAAAAGGAUGGACACUUACAAUUCGGGAAAAGUGCGUUACUGGUGUGAGCGCAAGGCGUCAGCCAGCAUGGAGCAGGCGCAUCGCACAGAGAUCACAGACAAAGUGGCAUUCGAAGCGGAGCCGGACAUGGACGAGAAAGGUGAAUACGUUACGAUCCGUGAUGAAUGCCGGGAUUUCGAUUUCAGUGAUUUCUCAUGCGGCUCUGUGAAAGAUCCUGUUGCCCAGCUCGGCUUGCCGAUGCUGAUGGGGUCUGAGAAGCCCGAGAUGCAUCUCAUGACGUACCAGAGUUGUCUCAUGAACCGUAUCAACAAGCUGAGUGACGCAAGAAGCAAGCCGGAUGCCAUCCCCGAGAGUGAUCGAAACGAUGCUGUGAAGAAGCUGCUUGAGAAGAUCGAUGCCAGCUUGUCUCUGAUGGACACAUUGCACGACCAGCUCUCCGAGAUCUACGCCGAUUCAACUGCGCAAGGCCAUGGCCCUGGGCAGUCGGCUGCCUUGAAAGACUUGUACAAGAAGGCGCGUGCCAAGCAGUGCAAGAUGAAGACCGCAGCCAAAUCGGGAAAUGCCAUGGUUACCAGCUGGGAAAAGUCCGGGUCCCGGGCCAAGCGCGAGCAAACUGGUGGCGGCUUUGGGGAUCCCGCCAAACGGGUGGUCGACCUCGCCAAAGUCAUCGAACGGGAGGCGCCAGGCUGCCUCAGAGGCAUCAAAAUGAUGUCGAAUGUGGAUCUUUCGCAUGCGGAGAUUAGGCUUCACAAACUGGUUCGGGAAUGGGGACUGACGCUUGACGUUCCAAUGUCCUUUAUGAGACAGGGCCUGUUUUGGGUUCCCAUUUUGCAUGUGCUGGAUUGGAUGACCUACAUGCUGCAUAAAGAACCUCGAGUUUUGUUGGGGGGCUACGAUGUACGGGAUCCUGAAGUACGCUGGCACCUCAGAACCUUUUGGCAUGCGUAUCGUGACGAGGACACUUCGCAUGAGAUUUUUACGUACCACAGCGACAGACUUUCUGCUUGCAUUCCCUUCUUUCUCUACCUGGACGAGGGCAGAGGAUAUAGGAAGAGUCCUGUGAUGAUUAUUGCAUUCGAGAGCUUGUUUGGGGUCGGUACCAAAGCCAACUAUGAUCGGAUAAAUAAAGGCCGGACGUGCUAUACUGAUGAUGACGAGCACUUUCGAGCAUGCUUGGCUGCACAGCUGCACACUUCAAAGGGCAGUUCACUUAUGUCCCGGUUUCCGAUUACUGCGAUCCCUCAUCAGUGGUACAGGACAACCAAGCAGAUUGACAGGUUUCAUGUCUUCCACAACACUGUCACGAAGAUUUCGGAGAAAUGCCGCGACUUAUUCUACAAUGGCUGCCAAGAUAUGCAUGGCCAAACCUGGUACGGUGUUCUGGUCGGGGUUAAAGGCGACAGCCCUGCCCUUUGCAAGAUUGAGAAACUCACAGCAAGCUUUAACAGGCUGGGCAGGGACAAACGUGUCUGUCACAUGUGCAUGGCGGGGCUGGACGACCUGCCAUGGGAAGAUGUCUCAAAUCGUGCAUCCUGGCAGAGCACAUUGUAUGAGGAUCGCCCUUGA
This is a messenger RNA of Symbiodinium sp. CCMP2592, 2706 nucleotides long. Lineage: Eukaryota; Dinophyceae; Suessiales; Symbiodiniaceae. The record is from the annotation of a GenBank genome assembly.